AUGCUAGUGAUCGACACUGGGGUUCGAAGGACACCAUACAUCAGUAAUCGAGGCACGGGUCACAUAGAUUCACAGAAUUGUGUGUUUGGUGGGGCGUCUUAUAAAAACAGCGCGCGUGUCGUGCGCGGGGCGGAGCUUUGGGCGGCGCUUGAGUCGUGCCGGGGGCGGCGUGCGGCGUGGGCGCGGCCAGGGGUGCGAGAGGGUGUGCGGGAGGGGGCGCGACAGCGCGACGCGCAGUGCCGCGCGCCGCGCCGACCUGCACGCACCGCGAGCACGAGACGCAAGCGAGCGCGCCGCGAGUGUUCCCUGUGA
Molecule: messenger RNA, 312 nt
Organism: Arctia plantaginis
Lineage: Eukaryota; Metazoa; Arthropoda; Insecta; Lepidoptera; Erebidae
Source: the annotation of a GenBank genome assembly